UCGUCAAGUCGUCGCACAAGCCGCACCACAUAGCAGCUGAUAGUUCCAAACGAGUGAAACAUCAAGGGAGCGAGUGGCGUGUGAGAGCAGAGCAGUCGUCAGAGCCUAAGCUUAGCGCCAUGGGGUCUUUGCCGCCGACGGAGAAGCAGAGGCCGCAGCCGCACGCCGUGAUGAUCCCGUACCCGGCCCAGGGCCACGUCACCCCUUUGCUGAAGCUGGGCAAGCUGCUCCACGCCCGGGGCUUCCACGUCACCUUCGUCAACAACGAGUACAACCACCGCCGCCUUCUGCGGUCGCAGGGCGCCGAGAUGCUCAACAGCGUGCCCGGGUUCCGCUUCGAGGCCAUCGCCGACGGCCUCCCGCCGUCCGACAACGAGGACGCCACGCAGGACAUCACCUCGCUCUGCUACUCCACCAUGACCACCUGCUUCCCCAGGUUCAAGGAGCUCAUCCUGAGGCUCAACAAGGACGCCGAGGACUCCGGCGGCGCGCUCCCGCCGGUGACGUGCGUCAUCGGCGACAGCGUCAUGUCUUUCGCCCUCGGCGUCGCGAGGGAGCUCGGCAUCCGCUGCGCCACGCUCUGGACCGCCAGCGCCUGCGGCUUCAUGGCCUACUACCACUACAAGGACCUUGCUCAACGCGGCCUUGUUCCUCUCAAAGACGAGCAGCAAUUGAGCAAUGGAUACUUGGACACAACCAUCGACUGGAUACCAGGUGUGCCCAAGGACCUACGUUUACGCGACUUCCCAAGCUUCGUGCGUACGACCGACCCCAACGACAUCAUGUUCAACUUCUUCAUCCACGAGACGGCCGGCAUGUCGCAGGCAUCCGCAGUGGUCAUCAACACAUUCGACGAGCUGGACGCACCGCUACUAGAUGCUAUGUCCAAGCUGUUGCCAAAGGUUUACACCGUUGGGCCGCUCCAGCUCACGGUGCGCAACAACAUACCGGAGGAGAGCCCUAUUGUCAGCAUUGGGUCUAAUCUCUGGAAGGAACAGGAUGCGCCGCUCCGGUGGCUCGACAGCCGUCCGGCGGGCUCCGUUGUGUACGUCAACUUCGGGAGCAUCACCGUGAUGUCGAAGGAGCACCUGCUGGAGUUUGCUUGGGGAUUGGCAAACACCGGCUAUUCCUUUUUAUGGAACGUGCGGCCUGACCUCGUGAAGGGCGAUGAAGCCGCGCUACCGCCAGAAUUUUUCAAGCUAACGGAGGGGCGGAGCAUGCUGUCGACGUGGUGUCCACAAGAGAAGGUACUGGAACAUGAGGCCGUCGGAGUGUUCCUGACGCACUCUGGAUGGAACUCGACACUGGAGAGCAUCUCGGCAGGCGUGCCGAUGGUUUGUUGGCCCUUCUUUGCCGAGCAGCAGACCAACUGCCGGUACAAAUGCACGGAGUGGGGAAUUGGAAUGGAGAUUGAUGACAAUGUGCGGAGAGUCGAGGUAGAGGCGCUGAUACGAGAGGCCAUGGAAGGACAGAAAGGCCAAGAGAUGAAGCGUCGCGUGCUAGACCUCAAAAAGAGCGCGGUGGCCUCGGCGCAGCCCGGUGGAAGGUCCAUGAGCAAUGUCGACAAGUUCAUCGAAGAGGUGCUGUUGUAGUUUAUUUCCCCUUCGUUUGAUAUAUGUGAGGAACCAUGGGCGAAAAUAAGUUCAAUGUAAUAUGUCUCACAUUUACUAUAUUCAGUUGCCUGCAAAAAAAAGCUAAUUCUUGUUCUUUUGAA
Molecule: messenger RNA, 1714 nt
Organism: Brachypodium distachyon (stiff brome)
Lineage: Eukaryota; Viridiplantae; Streptophyta; Magnoliopsida; Poales; Poaceae
Product: 7-deoxyloganetin glucosyltransferase
Exons: 2
Coding region: 120-1592 (490 amino acids)
Molecular function (GO): UDP-glycosyltransferase activity
Source: RefSeq, a predicted model, not a curated record